UCCAACUGGCUUGGCCCGAGCCGGCUGCCGUCCCGCCGGGAGGCUGUGUGAGGGGGGGAGGCUACGCGCGCGCGGGCGGGCUGGGAAGAUGGCGCCUGGCGGCGGGGUGGCGCUGGCCGGUGCGGGUUACUGGGCCGUGCUCUCCCGGUGCUGCGGCAGGGUGGUGGUGGCGCCUUUCUUCGGGGCCGCGGCUUACUCCUCCGUGCCUGCGGUGGAAGGCCAGCAGAGGGAAGCUUCAACAAGGAGAAGAGGGAGGACACCACAGUUUCAUGCACCUCCCAGAACUGAGAGGAUGGCUGUUGAUCAGGACUGGAGCAGUGUUUAUCCCACAGCAGCUGUGUUUAAACCUGCCUCUGUGCCUCUCCCAAUUCGAAUGGGUUACCCAGUGAAGAGAGGGGUACCUCCACCAAAAGAAGGCAACUUAGAACUUAUGAAGAUUCCCAAUUUUUUGCAUCUUACUCCUCCUGCAAUCAAGAAACACUGUGCAGCUCUUAAAGAUUUCUGCACUGAAUGGCCAAGUGCUUUGGACAGUGAUGAGAAAUGUGAACAGCAUUUUCCUAUUGAAAUUGAAACAGUAGAUUAUGUUUCUUCAGGGACAUCUAUUCGUAAUCCCAAAGCGAGAGUGGUGACUUUAAAAGUUAAACUUUCCAACCUGAAUUUGGAUGACCAUGCAAAGAAGAAGCUCAUUAAACUUGUAGGUGAGCGGUACUGUAAGGAUACAGAUAUGCUCACCAUUACAACGGACAGGUGUCCGCUGAGAAGACAGAACUACGAUUAUGGGAUACACCUCCUCACAGUUUUGUACCAUGAAUCUUGGAAAACUGAGAUGUGGGAGAGUGAGAAGAGUGAGGAAGACAUGGAAGAGUAUAUCUGGGAAAAUAGCCGCUCUCAGAAAAAUAUGCUGGAUACACUACUUCGAAUAAAAGCCUCAGAGAAUGUUAGUAAUGUAACUAAGGAAGAACUUCUUGCAUCUGAAGUAGUUAAGAAUUACAGAAACUCUGUAAUUGCACUUAAAAAUGAAGGUGAAACAGAAUAUAACAUGUCUCAGUAUAAGGAAUCCGUGAAGAAACUACUGAAUAUACAAGCAUUACCAUGAGAGCAGACUCUGCAGGUACAGAAAUAUUAAACUACUAUGUUAAUAUUUCUCUGAUAUGGAUGUAUAAUUAUUCACAACCUUAACCAAAAAUAUGAAACUUGAUGAAUUAAUUUAAAUAGUAAUCAGAUUUUUCUUUACUGCUGGAUUUUCUUGUAAAUGUAAUUUUCCUGUCCAUGAAUCUUGUUCUUUGAAUAAAGUGUAUUUUGAGUCAUA
Messenger RNA from Chroicocephalus ridibundus (black-headed gull), 1309 nucleotides. It is a transcript of the gene MRPS35, whose product is annotated as mitochondrial ribosomal protein S35. The coding region runs from base 89 to 1096 and encodes 335 amino acids. The transcript has 8 exons. The record is from RefSeq and is a predicted model, not a curated record. NCBI's taxonomy places the organism in Eukaryota, Metazoa, Chordata, Aves, Charadriiformes, Laridae. Gene Ontology annotation, molecular function: structural constituent of ribosome. Gene Ontology annotation, biological process: mitochondrial translation. Gene Ontology annotation, cellular component: mitochondrial small ribosomal subunit.